UAUUUUCCAGUAAAUAAAACCGUCACUCACAAAUGGAUGACGGAGUCUUUGCGUAAAUUUAGAUAUGAAUAACAUGACAUUCAAAGUGUUAAAAUAAAUAUCUAUAUAAGUAUAUCUAAAUUCAUUUUUUUAAUCAAUAAUUCUAAUCUUCGAUUGCACAUGUCUAUUUCAUCUAUUUGCAAGUAUUGGGCCAAAAUUUUUCUUUGAUAAAUCCUUGUUCAUUUCGUUGUGUAAUCUACAUGUCAUACUAAAAAAAUUGGAUAAUAUUUUAUGGCUGUCCCUCGCCAAUACACUAUCUCAAUUUUGUAUACGAGCACAUCUAAGAAAAGUAGAGAGUCUUCCUUCACACGUGGAUCAGUAUGUCUCAUGGCACAGCUUAAAUAUAUUACUUUCACGCAAUUUCAGUAGGUUUUCAUGUAUCGAACCAACAUUGCUAUCGGAAGAACAUCUAUGCGAACGCUUGGUCAUAACGAGUUUGCGAUUUAUAUUAUACAUAUACAUACAUACAUAUGUAAAGAGAAAAAUAUCAGAAAUAGAUUUCCGUCUAACAAUCGCCCAAACUCUUUCAGAAUGGUGCUUCAACGUUAUGGACGAGUACGAUCCCUUGGCGUUGCCCUCGCAGCGAAACAAGUCGAAUUGUCGGAGUAUCGAAGACCAAAUAGCGGCACAAGUCGUAUCGACGAAGAUCUUCCCGUGUCCUCGUUGCGGGCGAUGUUACAAAGUGAAGAGAUCGCUGCGUCGACAUAUUGUGGUCGAGUGCGGCAAGGCGCCGAAGCACAAGUGCCCUUACUGCCAGCACCAGAGCAAGUACAGGGCCAGCAUAACGAAGCACGUUACACAUGUACACCCGAAUUUGCCAUACCCGUGACCUGACGAUUAAUUGUUCAUCGAUUAAUUUUAUUUAUUCUCUUUUUUUUUCACUGCUGAUAGUGAAAUAGUGGGACAAUUGGAUUAUGUUUUGAUAUUUUUUGAAAUAAAUUUUAUGUUUGCCCCUCUUUGUUAUUGCAAAGAUUUAAUGUUGAUUUCUCAGGUAAUAUUAGAAAGUUCUGUCUUUCCUAAGAUGAUUAUAAAUUAGUUGAUUUUAACAUUGACGUCGCACGUUUGCGUUCAAAUUAUUUAAUAAGGAUCUAUUCUAUUAUUUAAAUUAGGUUUAUGAAAUCAUUGGCGUACAAGACAAGGAUGUAUAAUCAACUGACUAGAUUUCUGACAGACCUUAUCAUUAAUUGCAUGAAAAUCUCUCUACGGAAUACGUAGAAAUAUCUUGUGCAAUUGUAAAUAAAACCGAUAUCUUAAUUAAUGACGCGUCAGUGUGGGUCAGAACGUUCCAAUGUUCGAAUAAUUGAUUGUUACACGUUCAUAGCAGCUUGUAAACUGUUCUCUUUAUCUUCGCAAUAUACACUGAGAGAAAUGUU
Messenger RNA from Temnothorax curvispinosus, 1412 nucleotides. RefSeq names its product longitudinals lacking protein, isoforms A/B/D/L-like. The transcript has a single exon. Bases 587 to 868 code for a protein of 93 amino acids. The record is from RefSeq and is a predicted model, not a curated record. NCBI's taxonomy places the organism in Eukaryota, Metazoa, Arthropoda, Insecta, Hymenoptera, Formicidae.